AUGCUAUACAGUUUCUCUUUCUUGGUUGUGGCUAUGACCUGUGCCACCACUGCCACCAGUGCUACCCCUACCGUCCCUUUCACCUGGCCCCCUACGCAAGGAUCCAUGUCCGAUUUCGAGUACAACUUACGCUACGGGUGCGGUUUCAUGACAUGGUGCGGAGGCUUCGAUGGCGGAUGCGAAGCCGAGGUAUUGCAACCCACAAUGCCACAUAGAUUUGCUGAGCACUUACUGAUAUAUCUGGGUGAUGUUAGUGCCAGCGUCAAGGGAAACAAGGCUGGACUUGCACGAGUCCCAAUUGCGAGUGUCUUUGCGAGUAGAGCUAUUUGA
This is a messenger RNA of Colletotrichum paranaense, 330 nucleotides long. RefSeq lists its product as uncharacterized. The transcript has a single exon. Bases 1 to 330 code for a protein of 109 amino acids. The record is from RefSeq and is a predicted model, not a curated record. NCBI's taxonomy places the organism in Eukaryota, Fungi, Ascomycota, Sordariomycetes, Glomerellales, Glomerellaceae.